GUUGUGCUGGAUCAUUACACACGGGGAAAAGCGGAGAGAGCAGGGAUGGACGGGCAGAUGGGGAGAAACAGCCCAAGGAAAGGCAGCCGGGGAGACCGAAGACAGGAGACACAAUAAAAAAAACUCCCAAGAGAAAUGUCUGAUUUUACAGGCAACUGGAAAAUGAAAAGCAGCGAGAAUUUCGAUGAGCUGCUCAAAGCUUUGGGAGUGAAUGCCAUGUUGAGGAAAGUGGCGGUGGCUGCUGCAUCCAAACCCCAUGUGGAGAUAAAACAGAACGGUGAUCACUUCUACAUCAAGACCUCCACCACAGUCCGCACCACAGAGGUCAACUUCCUCAUUGGCGAGGAGUUUAACGAGGAGACUGUGGACGGCAGGAAGUGUAGGAGUUUGGCCACAUGGGAGAAAGAAAAUAAGAUUUACUGUAAACAGACUCUGGUGAGCGCAAAUGGCCCGAAGACCUUCUGGAGUCGAGAGCUGAAGGGGGAUGAACUCAUACUGCUGUUUGGAGCGGAUGAUGUGAUCUGCACACGGAUCUAUGUACGAGCAUAAACUUCUACACACCAACAGACCAUCGACAUGGGGAAACUUCAUUACACACACAGUGUCGCAUCUCUAUGCAACACUUUUCUGUUGUUCAUUUUCCUUUCUCUAUCACAAAAAUGAAGCAGUUUUUAACACACACACAUUAACUCCUGCUGCUUACUGGUCACAAAGCGAAUAAAAAUGUGUGUGCUUCAGAAAGAA
Nothobranchius furzeri (turquoise killifish) is the source of this 744-nucleotide messenger RNA. Its product is annotated as cellular retinoic acid-binding protein 1. NCBI's taxonomy places the organism in Eukaryota, Metazoa, Chordata, Actinopteri, Cyprinodontiformes, Nothobranchiidae. Gene Ontology annotation, biological process: fatty acid transport. Gene Ontology annotation, molecular function: fatty acid binding; retinoic acid binding. The record is from RefSeq and is a predicted model, not a curated record. Gene Ontology annotation, cellular component: nucleus; cytosol.